Messenger RNA from Anopheles funestus (African malaria mosquito), 1069 nucleotides. Its product is annotated as pyrimidodiazepine synthase-like. Lineage: Eukaryota; Metazoa; Arthropoda; Insecta; Diptera; Culicidae. Gene Ontology annotation, biological process: glutathione metabolic process. Gene Ontology annotation, molecular function: glutathione dehydrogenase (ascorbate) activity; glutathione transferase activity. Gene Ontology annotation, cellular component: cytoplasm. The transcript is spliced from 4 exons. Bases 142 to 915 code for a protein of 257 amino acids. The record is from RefSeq and is a predicted model, not a curated record.
CCCAAUCUGCACAUUAGCGGUUCCAGAUAAAAGCCAUUGUAAUUCCAGUGCAACAUAUAAUAAGCUGCCAUCUCUUUGUUGACCAGUGGAACCAUUUCGUUGUUAGCCGGCUUCAUUAAUUUUACUCACGAAACCAUAACCAUGAGCAACGGAAAGCAUCUUGCGAAAGGCUCUACACCACCAGAGCUACCGAACGAUGGUAAACUGCGCCUGUACUCGAUGCGAUUCUGUCCCUAUGCUCAGCGCGUUCACUUAAUGUUGGACGCCAAGAAGAUUCCUUACCAUGCGAUCUACAUUAAUUUAUCCGAAAAGCCCGAAUGGUACCUAGAGAAGAAUCCGGUCGGCAAGGUACCGGCACUGGAGAUUCCCGGCAAGGAAGGCGUAACGCUCUUCGAAUCGUUGGUACUGUCGGACUACAUCGAGGAAGCGUACUCAGCGCAGCAGCGCAAACUCUACCCGUCGGAUCCAUUCCAGAAAGCUCAGGAUCGUAUUUUGAUCGAACGGUUCAACGGUGCCGUUAUUGCACCGUACUAUCGCAUCCUGUUCUCAACCGAUGGCAUUCCACCGGGUGCGAUCACCGAGUUCGGCGCCGGGCUAGACAUCUUCGAGAAAGAACUGAAGGCGCGGGGCACUCCGUACUUCGGUGGUGAUAAACCGGGCAUGAUCGAUUACAUGAUUUGGCCGUGGUGCGAGCGGGUCGAUCUGUUGAAGUUUGCCCUCGGUGAUAAGUAUGAGCUGGACAAGGAACGGUUCGGUCAGCUGCUACAAUGGCGAGACCUGAUGGAAAAAGAUGAAGCCGUUAAGCAAUCGUUUAUUUCCACCGAAGUCCACACGAAAUAUCUGCAGAGCCGUAAGAAUGGUGAAAAUAACUACGAUAUCCUGUCAAAUGAUGCCAAAAAACCACGUUUGGAAUAACACCCGACGACACAAAGGAGAUCGAUUGCAAUCGACGGAGAUGCAACCGUUGGAUGUUUGGAAUUCAUAUAAAACGAUCAUUUUAAGCUGUAUUUGACUGAGCAAGCUUACCAAUAAUGAUAUUUAAUCAAACUUCUUAUUCAAUGACAACAUA